This is a messenger RNA of Quercus robur (English oak), 369 nucleotides long. RefSeq lists its product as uncharacterized. Bases 1 to 369 code for a protein of 122 amino acids. The record is from RefSeq and is a predicted model, not a curated record. The transcript has a single exon. Lineage: Eukaryota; Viridiplantae; Streptophyta; Magnoliopsida; Fagales; Fagaceae.
AUGGUAUUUUUGAAAGUCGCCCCAAUGAAGGGUGUGAUGAGAUUCGGGAAGAAGGGGAAGUUGAGUCCCAGAUUCAUUAGUCCAUUUGAGAUCCUAAAACGCAUUGGUAAAGUUUCCUACAAGUUGGCCUUACCGCCAACACUUGCUGGAGUGCAUAAUGUGUUUCAUGUUUCCAUGUUGAGGAGGUACAUCCCGAAUCCUUCACAUGUUUUGAACUAUGAGCCACUCAAGAUCAAAGACAACUUGACUUAUGAGGAAGUUCCAAUCCAAAUUCUUGACUGCAAGGAUCAAGUGCUACGCACCAAGACCAUAUCAUUGGUUAAGGUCCUUUGGAAGAACCACACAGUGGAGGAGGCAUCUUGGGAGUGA